Molecule: messenger RNA, 1069 nt
Organism: Theobroma umbraticum
Lineage: Eukaryota; Viridiplantae; Streptophyta; Magnoliopsida; Malvales; Malvaceae
Gene: ATE1
Product: ATPase E1
Molecular function (GO): RNA binding
Source: RefSeq, a predicted model, not a curated record
AAAUAUUAUGAUUCCUGUUUUUAUUUGGAGAAGGGAGAGCGGAUUGAGGCGGGCAUAAGAGGACGGAACAGCCUUUUUAAUCUUUGCCGCUGGUCACCUGGGAAAAAAAGAAGAAGAAGAAGAAGGCAACGUUAAUUUAUCAGUUAUUUUUCUCAACAUCGAAACUGCUCAACCUCUUGGAGCUCCCUCAAUUGAAGAGCUCAGAAGCAAAAGGGAAUUGGGGAAGAAGAAAGCAUAGAAAAUAGACCAUUAAAACAAGAAAAAAGAAAGAGAGAAUAAAUGGCACAACAAGCAGUGCAGAAGAACACAUUGUAUGUUGGAGGACUAGCAGAGGAAGUGAAUGAAGCAAUUCUCCAUGCAGCUUUCAUUCCAUUUGGAGAUAUAAAGGAUGUGAAGACUCCAUUAGAUCAGGCCACCCAGAAGCACCGCUCCUUCGGCUUUGUUACCUUCUUGGAAAAAGAGGAUGCUUCUGCUGCCAUGGACAACAUGGAUGGGGCUGAGCUCUAUGGUCGCGUUCUUACUGUCAACUAUGCCCUCCCUGAGCGUAUCAAGGGUGGUGAACAGGGCUGGGCUGCUCAACCUAUUUGGGCUGAUGCUGACACAUGGUUUGAGCGGCAGCAACAAGAAGAAGAAAUGCAGCGUAUUCAGGCAGAGAACCAAGCUGCUAUGCGUGCUGCAGAGGAGUUGCAUAGAAAGAAAAUGGCUGAGGAACGAGAAGGGGAGAAGGAGGAUGAUACAGAGAUGAAGGAUGAUCCGAUGGCAAUGGCUGAAGCAGAAGUUUUGAAGCAGAAUAACUAGUUAUUUGCUAUUAAAUUGAGCAACCAAUAGUGAAAACACUAAUGUUAUCUUUUAGGAUGACCUCUGUGCACGGCAGGUUUAGAUUGAUAGUGGUGUUUUCAAUGUUUUGUGUUUCAGGGCUCAUAACUUGAAAAUUCUUCAAACUAUUUGUAUUAUUUAAUCUGUGUAAGAUGACUCCAGUAUGGACUUCGAAUUAAAAGGGAAAUUUUGUAAUGUACAAAAACUGAGCUGUAAUUGCUACAAUAGAAUUUUUGGUUUUCCUUUGUUCUAA